AUGUUUAAUAACCUUUAUAUCAUCGAGCACCUCUCAGAAGACCAAAAGGGGCCUACCCAUCGAAGUCGGGUCAAUAGCACCCCUUGCCUUUUGUCUCGACUUCCAAACCUUGCAUUUUUGCGAAGAGAAGGGGAAUUAAGCGCGGCAGAAGCUAUCAUCAGGCAAAUACGGUCACACCCUUCCUUCAGUGAAACAGAGCAUCAUGAGCCGGAUGUCGAUCAGGAAGGCGGAACAAGGAGAAGAUCGACUUCCGUUACUUCCACAAAUACGGUAAGAUCAGCAUUGGCCCCAGCUAAGCCGCUUCAAUGGAAAGAGCCCCAAGUAUUUGAGGUAUUUCGGGCUGUUGAGCGCAAGGAUAUUAUGUUCCUGAUGGAGGUACGAGACCAUGCAUUCCAUUUACUUCUGCAAAAAUCCGGGGACGUGACUCCGCUUCUUCACGCGAUGAGGAUAGGUCAAACCCACAGAGAUGUGGCUAUCCUCCUCGUUGGUGCCCUAAGUCGCUGGGUAAAUCAUCUCGAAGAUGAAGAAAUGCAGAAGCCAAAAACUAAGACUCUGCUCAAAGCUCUUCGCACAAAUUUAAAGCUAGCCAUAGACUAUGGUUUACAGCGCUCCCAAAGCGACUUGGUCGCAAGCUACCUCCAAACUCUUAUCAUGUCAGAAGGAGAUAAAUGGGUAAGGAACUCGGUAGAAAGCGUGUCUCUUUGCCUUCAAGGUGGUAUUGAGGGAAAGCCAGUUGCAGCGGCUAACAACGCUGUGCGAAGUUUUGCUACAAAAGAGAUGACUAAAGCGGAAGGAAUCGCGGCAUUGGAGGACUAUGUUGCAAAUGCCACGUUUGACCUUCUUGCGAUGGCAGCGUGGUCACUGGUUCUCCGUAUAUGCCCAAACUGCAAGCCAAUCCCCACGUACUAUUUUGCAAGAGACGAUCGGGUUUACAAAGCGUUUGCUGAACGAGUGCACGAGCAUCGAGAAAUAAUCUUUAAAGCGGCGAGUAAGCGACUUCGUUCGCAACUGAAAGUCCUCGGCAAAGUUGGCGAGAUGUCGAAGACUGUGACUUUCCGCCGGAAAGUGGAAAUCCUCGCUGGCGAUCUAGAUUAA
Molecule: messenger RNA, 1095 nt
Organism: Cantharellus anzutake
Lineage: Eukaryota; Fungi; Basidiomycota; Agaricomycetes; Cantharellales; Hydnaceae
Exons: 8
Coding region: 1-1095 (364 amino acids)
Source: RefSeq, a predicted model, not a curated record